AUGUUGCGCCGUAGCGAGCUUCUGUUCAAAAAGGGCUGGACGCACAACCCGGGACGCACACGGCGUGGUGGGAAGAAUCUUGCAUGGCGUCCAAAGAUGUCGGAGCGGACCCUCGAACGGUUUGUGCCGCUCAAUCUCGCGUUUCCGCGUCGACACCCGAACUCGUGGCAAGAGCUGCAGUUCCGCCUUUUAGGGUACACCAAGUGGCCGAAGGAGAUCGGCUUCUACAACACUGGCGACAACUUUGAAUUGACACCUGAAGCAAUGUUUCGACUCUACUUGAAGAACCGCGAUGAGACUUUCUGGACGCGGCUACACAAUGAGAAGACAGUGGUGCACCUGAUGCCUAAGGUGGAGAAGGAACCGAGGAAAUACAUGAAGCAGGUUGACGAUAUAUUUCGGCACCAUCUAAAACGCUUUGGCGCAGAUCACUACAUUUACAAUGCUGUUAUACAGGCAACUGCCUUUGCAAAGGACUUCCCACGUUGCGAGCAGUUGCUGGGUGAAAUGCGCUCCCUCGGACUGGAGCCCAAUGCCCAGACGUACGUGAACAUGAUGUUGGCGGUUCGUUUGACGUGCGAGCCGCGUGAAAAGGCUGAAGCGUAUUUUCUUGAAGGUGUAAAAUGUGGCGCAUUGAGUUCCGUCAUGCGCCUCGACACAGAGUUCCAGAUGUGGAUGGACCAGCUUGACCGACUCGGUUCAUUCACCGCGAAGUCCGGUCACUUGUCGGUGAAUGAAGAGGGUGCAAAGCCGAUGCCUCAUGAUAUGUGGGCGUUGUGGGGCUGGCACCGCUCUGAAGCGAAGUUUAUUAGCCGCAAGCAGAUGAUCAAUGAGCAAGUGCGGAACCGCGUGCGCAGCGGGGGUGAAUUGGUGGGUACCACAUACUCCAAGGCACGGCGUCAGCCGUGGGCAAAGUACAACGGCAUGCUUCCGUUCGACUUCAACGGUCCAUCGUACCGCGGUGGCGUCGUUUUCGCGGAUGCUCCUGCUGCAGCACACAACACGGAGGCUUGUGGGACAGCCUUUUAG
Messenger RNA from Trypanosoma grayi, 1029 nucleotides. RefSeq names its product mitochondrial RNA binding complex 1 subunit. The coding region runs from base 1 to 1029 and encodes 342 amino acids. The record is from RefSeq and is a predicted model, not a curated record. NCBI's taxonomy places the organism in Eukaryota, Euglenozoa, Kinetoplastea, Trypanosomatida, Trypanosomatidae. The transcript has a single exon. Gene Ontology annotation, molecular function: protein binding.